Messenger RNA from Schistocerca piceifrons (Central American locust), 447 nucleotides. RefSeq lists its product as uncharacterized. NCBI's taxonomy places the organism in Eukaryota, Metazoa, Arthropoda, Insecta, Orthoptera, Acrididae. Bases 1 to 447 code for a protein of 148 amino acids. The record is from RefSeq and is a predicted model, not a curated record. Gene Ontology annotation, molecular function: nucleic acid binding; zinc ion binding. The transcript has a single exon.
AUGGUCGAAUUUUAUCUACCCUGGCACACAAUACCGGCUGAAAACCAGCAUUUGAACUUACUUAUUGAAAAACUUUGUACUAUUGAACUGCGUGAACAAAGUACAAUGGAUGUAACUGCAUUGGUUGCGUAUAACUCACGAAAAAAGAUGUCAAAAGAGCGAGCAAAACAAAAAUUUCCGUGUAACAAAUGUAAACAACUAGGACACUGGGCAGCGGAGUGUCUACAGAACCCGCGUGACCGGCAAGAAGGGAAGGUGAGUGAAAACGCUGUGUUUACUUCGCGUGCCAUGGGUUCGUCUACUAUAAAUUAUAUUGACGUAAAUAAAUGGUAUUGUGAUAGUGGUGCUACGAAGCAUAUCACCCCGAAUAUAAAAUACUUCGUCUUGCACAGCGAAUUCGAUGUUCCUGAAGUGGUUUCAUUAGGAAGACAAGGUACUAACUACUAA